AGGGCUCUUCCCCUUCCUCCCCGUCGCCCGCCCGCUCACACCUGCCUGUGCUUUCCCGUGGAGAUCUGAAACGCUGAUCGUAACACUCUCAGAAUGAUUUUCGAGUCAUGUGUCGAGAGCCGUCUGUGAAAGCUCUGCUUAUUUUGACUGAUGACACUGAGGCGUGAGCCGCGAAUGAUUGGAGAUGAUUUUUAUUGAUCGACACUGAAUGUGUUUCCUUUACUCCGUGCAGUGAUUUGAUGUAUGAUCGUGUCUUGUGAUGUUUUUUGGGGACCUUUAGUUAAAGGUGUGUAUAAGCUGCAAAGAGGGUGGACUUUUGGAUUAGUGCUAGUUAGCAUAUGGAGGAUUUCAAUUUUGUUGUUGGUCAAGAGUUUGCUGAUGUAAAGGCUUUUAGGAAUGCAAUUAAAGAAGCAGCAAUUGCACAGCAUUUUGAACUUCGUAUUAUAAAAAGUGAUUUAAUCCGUUACUUUGCAAAGUGUUCUUGUGAAGGUUGUCCAUGGCGCAUUCGUGCAGUGAAGCUUCCCAAUGCCCCCACCUUCACAAUAAGAAGCCUUGAGGGGACUCAUACCUGUGGGAAAAAUGCGCAAAAUGGGCAUCAUCAGGCUUCUGUAGAUUGGAUUGUGAGUUUCAUAGAGGAACGACUGCGGGAUAACAUUAACUACAAACCGAAGGACAUAUUGCAUGAUAUUUACGAACAGUAUGGAAUUACUAUACCAUACAAGCAAGCUUGGCGUGCCAAGGAACGGGGCCUUGCUGCAAUUUAUGGCUCUUCCGAGGAGGGAUAUUGCCUCCUUCCUGCAUACUGUGAGCAAAUUAAGAAUGCCAACCCCGGAAGUUUUGCUGAGGUUUUCACCGCUGGUGCAGAUAACCGGUUUCAACGGCUUUUUGUUUCUUUCUAUGCAUCCAUUUAUGGGUUUCUUAAUGGUUGCUUGCCUAUUGUUGGGCUUGGUGCGAUGCAGCUUAAAAGCAAAUAUCUGGGUACGUUGCUUUCAGCAACUUCUUUUGAUGCUGAUGGUGGGCUUUUUCCACUUGCCUUUGGUGUGGUUGAUGUAGAGAAUGAUGAGAGCUGGAUGUGGUUUUUGUCAGAGUUACAUAAGGCACUGGAGAUGAGCACAGAGAAUAUUCCACGGCUUACAUUCUUGUCUGAAGGACAAAAAGGGAUUGCUGAUGCUGUGAGAAGGAAGUUUUCUGGUUCUUCUCAUGGAUUGUGCAUGCGCCACCUGACCGAAAGCAUUGGCAAAGAAUUCAAGAACUCAAGGCUUGUCCAUCUUCUGUGGAAAGCUGCAUAUUCCACGUCUACCAUUGGAUUUAAAGAAAAAAUGACAGAAAUUGAGGAGGUUUCUUCUGACGCAGCAAGGUGGAUUCAACAGUUUCCACCAUGCCAUUGGGCAUUAGUUUAUUUUGAAGGAACACGGUAUGGUCACCUCUCAUCAAAUAUUGAGGAGUUCAACAGAUGGAUUGUUGAAGUACGGGAGCUGCCUGUGAUCCAAGUGGUUGAGCGUAUUCACAGUAAACUAAGGACUGAGUUUGAAGAAAGGCGCUUGAAGAGUAGUUCUUGGUUUUCAGUGUUAGCUCCAUCUGCUGAGAAGCAUCUGAUUGAAGCAAUCAACUGUGCGUCCACGUAUCAAGUCCUUCGUUCCGAUGAAGUGGAAUUUGAAGUUAUAUCAACUGAGCGAUCUGAUAUUGUAAAUAUUGGGACCCAUUGUUGUUCAUGCCGUGACUGGCAACUGUACGGAAUACCAUGCUCCCAUGCCGUUGCAGCUAUCAUGUCCUGUAGAAAAGAUGUUUAUGCCUUUGCAGAGAAAUGUUUUACUGUUGCUAGUUACCAUGAGACAUAUUCAAAAGAGAUACACCCUCUACCUGGUAAAAUUGAAUGGAAGAAGACGGAUGAGGCACCUGCCAAUGAUGAAGUCCAACUUGUGCGACCACCCAAGUUUCGUCGGCCACCUGGACGCCCCGAAAAGAAGAGGAUUUGCGUGGAGGACCUUAAUCGUGAGAAACACACCGUGCAUUGUAGCAGGUGCAACCAAACUGGGCAUUACAAAACAACGUGCAAAACAGAGACUAUAAAGAGAAUAGAGCAGUUUUAGAUGUUAAACUUUGUACCCCAAGUCAAUGAUUAGUUUGCUAUUUCCUGGAUUAGAUAGUUUAACCAUGUUCCAGGAAUACUUUCAAUCCAGGUAUUGUAGAAUAGGAAAUCACCAUUGUACUAUUAAUGUGUCUUUAGUCUGUAUCACAGCCAUGAGGAAUGGAGAUUUUGUUUCUCUA
This is a messenger RNA of Malania oleifera, 2268 nucleotides long. RefSeq lists its product as uncharacterized. NCBI's taxonomy places the organism in Eukaryota, Viridiplantae, Streptophyta, Magnoliopsida, Santalales, Ximeniaceae. Gene Ontology annotation, molecular function: zinc ion binding. The coding region runs from base 339 to 2090 and encodes 583 amino acids. The transcript has 2 exons. The record is from RefSeq and is a predicted model, not a curated record.